Molecule: messenger RNA, 1086 nt
Organism: Funneliformis geosporum
Lineage: Eukaryota; Fungi; Glomeromycota; Glomeromycetes; Glomerales; Glomeraceae
Source: the annotation of a GenBank genome assembly
AUGGUGAGCUUCACCACUUCAUUAUUAGGAAAGUUUACGUUAGCUUCAAUUGUAAUUUAUUGUAUCACAUUGACACUAUUGGAAACUCUUGUAAUUAUGUUUCAUUUGGAAUUUGUCUCCAAAUUCAUACUUACACAAAACGGUAAUGGAAUCUCCGAAUCCGAUUUGAUUUAUCACGCAAUAUUUAUCACAUCGUUAGUGUUUCAAGUGAUCUUGUGUUUGGAUGCGUUAAUUCAUAAGAAUAUAAUCCAAUUGAAAGCUCUAAUAGCGUUCAAUAUCCUUUCACUUGCCUACGCGGCGGUGCAGAUUUAUCAACAUAUAAUACUCGAAGAAGAAGGAACAAAUGAGGCGAUAUUUUCCCCGGAUGAUGAGACCAAAUUCCCAACGCCAGAAUUUACCAAAAAUUAUUUCAUCAAGAAAAUGAGACCGAUAGAAUACAUUAUAGCCGGUCUAGUAUCAGGAUAUUCGAUAUUCCUAGGAUAUUUAUCUUAUAAAUUAAUGGGAGAAUUUGGAUGGGAGAAUUAUAAGCUUUAUUCCGGGGAUUUACAAAUUCGCAAUGCAUUGGUUUCACUCACAUUACUGCAUACCUUAAUAAAAUUAGACGCCUUCUUUAUUUUAUCAUAUGCCUUGCAACUCUUACCAUCAAAAUCGAUUGGAUACUCUGAUUCCAUCUUUGAGACCGUAUCAAUCUUUAUCGGAGGGUUCAUUAUAAUGUCGAUGGCUUGGUAUUCCGUUUCAAAAGAAAUGAAAUACCUCUUAUUGUUUGUGAUCAAUUUAUCAAUAUUUUCUUCAAUUUAUAUGGUUUAUAGGAUAGUUAAAAUCCUGAUUUCAAGAUCAGGUGAAAUGGAUCCUUAUAAAUUUACUAGAAAAUUAUUGCUUUUUACCUUAAUUACCACCUUUGUGCUCGUUUGUGUUACCAUUUAUUAUGCCAUCAUCUCUUUUAAAAAUAUGAAUCGUGGAGUUUAUGUUUUUACCGCUUAUCAAAGUUCUGCCAUUCCUCAAGAUGUAGGUGAUAGAACAUCAAAAAGAUUUUCGAAAAUUGCCGAGGUUACUGUCGCUCGUAGAUCAUCAAUCAACCUAGACUAA